Malaclemys terrapin pileata is the source of this 3950-nucleotide messenger RNA. RefSeq lists its product as uncharacterized. The record is from RefSeq and is a predicted model, not a curated record. Lineage: Eukaryota; Metazoa; Chordata; Testudines; Emydidae. The transcript has 11 exons. The coding region runs from base 108 to 1415 and encodes 435 amino acids.
AGCUGGGACUAUAGAGCAAGGCGCUGUCGGGGAGGGUAGGCAGCGGAAAUGAUUCACCAGUGUCUUUAGCAGCCCUGGGCCCUGCCCUAGGGUUGCUAUUAGCUGAGAUGCUGAUCUGUUUCUUCUUGGAAACCCUGGGUAAAGGCUGCACAUUCAUUGCAGUGCUGCUGGUGGUUUUCCAGUGGACUUCAGAAGCAGCAAGACCUCUGGAAAGAAAAGUUGCAGCCGUGGGAUCCUCGGUGCUGCUGUCUGCACCAGACAACAUAAAAGACAUCAACUUCAUCCAGUGGGAAUAUCUAAAUGGCAACAUAUCAGACUUCAUUGUGCAGUACUACGUGGGGUCACUGGAGCCAACUAUCUAUACGCACUAUGGAGACAGAGUCGUUUUCUAUUCAACUAAUGGCUCCCUCUUGCUGGAAAAACUACAAGAGACAGACAGCGGGGUCUACAAAGCCAGUAUCAAUCUGAUCGAGAGUGAAGCCAGGACAACCCUUCUGAAAGUUCUCAGGCCUGUGUCCCAGCCUCAGAUAUGGAGCAAUUCUAGCCUGGCAGGUUCACCGAUUGAGUUAUUUUGCAACGUGCCAGAGAGAACAGUGGAGAACAUUGACUGGGAGAAAGAAGGAGGCCCUCUCCCCCAGGAAAGAUGUUACCUUCUUUCUGAAAAUGACAGUGUGUUGCACAUUGGGAAAGGGGAAAAAUCAGACUGUGGCUUCUAUUCCUGCAAUGUCAGCAAUGAUAUCAGCUGGCAGGAAUCCUCACUGAACUUGAUCAUUGUCGGUAUCUCACCUCCUCUAGAACAUGCUCUGAAAAUGUCUGCUGUUGCUUUGGUGUUUGCUCUGGUCUCUGGGAUGGGCUUCUUUGUCUUGUGCUGCCAGUCAGGAAAGCAAAGAAUCAAGGGGGAGACCUGGAGAUGGAUGAGCGUAUUCAUUCAGGGUCUGGUGUGUGUCUCUUGCAUCUUGCUGUUCACUGCAACUGUCCUCUGGAUGCAGGAGGAAGGUCCCUCUGCUGCCGUCAUAUUGCUUCAGAUUUUGUUUGUAUAUGUGAUAAUAGUAACAGCCUUUAUAUCAGCAACGUUGGUGUGUCAGCCUGCAAAGCUCAGUGGAUUUAAGACCAAACCAUGGCAGAGUGUCAUCCUGGACUCUGCAGCCCCUGGAGCAGUGAUAUUAGUGGUCCUGUUUGCCAGCCUCCUACUCCAUAAAAUCUACAAGCUCCAAGACAGAGGCUGCUCACAGACUGUAGAUCUGACCGGCUACGCAGUCACCCCAGCUGUAAUAUCUCUCCUUGGCCUUCUAACCCUCUUCAUUUGGUAUCACAGGAGCCAAGGAGACCAAAGAGAAAAUAAACGACAUUCCAAAGAGGAAGCAGACCAGGAGGUGCGGCAGGAGCUUGGGGAACACAUGCUGCAGCGGCCGUAAAGAGCAUUACCUAGUCUCAUGCCACCAAGAAUGAUCCAGAAGAAGCUACAAUCAAAUUUGGAAACCUGUCGUCAUUAUGGCCAGCUCUCGGUAACACCCAUACCUAAGUCUGGCUCAGGCUUCCUCUUGCAAGCCUGUGUGGUUGGUUGCUUAUAAACUUUGUCAAAAUUUAAGCACCUGGGCUGAAAUUUUCACUGUCAGGACUCUGCUCACUUUUUUGCUAAUGUUAACUGAGUAUUUUUCCACCCAUUUCUUUGAAGUGCUCUUGUUCCUCUGUGUUUUUGAAGCAGGGAUUUGAAAUUGGGAAAAGUGAUGGGCUGGGGUCAGAGGUGCCUUUUAUGGUUCUCAUGAAAACACAUAGGGCUAGUCUACACUACAAGCACUACAGCAGUGCAGCUGCACCGCAGUGUGUCUGGUGAAGACGCUCUAUGCCGAAGAGAGAGAGCUCUCCCAUCAGCAUAGCGCUGUUCACAGCAGCACUUAGGUCGGUGUAACUUAUGUCGAUCAGGGGGGUGGCUUAUUCACUCUGCUUUUCCACUGCCUUGGAUUAACAAUUCUCUGCACAUCAGAGCUUUUAUUAGCGGGAGAGGCCUCUUACUGGGGGAGUAUCAGUCUAACUCCCUCUGCCCCCAUUCAUUUGCAGAUGUCUGUAACUAAGAGGUUACACAAGGUCACUCCUACCAGGACUGGUUGUAGAAUUCAGCCCUGUAGGGUAACAAACUGAUUGGGAGUUGGGUUUGCCAUCUUAGUUUUGUUGGUGAUGGAAAAAGCACACAGAGGUAGCAUGACUAACCAUUAGCCCCAGGGCCGCCAUAGGGCCAGGCAAACGGGACCCAUGCCCAGGACGCUGUAGCCGGAGGGGCGACAAAAGGGGCUUGGGCUUCCCCUGGCCUGCUGUGGCUGGACUCCUCUCUUCUCCAUCCCCUCCUUCAUGCUGGGCCGGCGGGCUUCUCCCCGCCCCCUUGGACAUUCCCUCAUUUGCUCCUCAGCUGGCCGGCUGAGGGCUCCGCCUCUGCCCCAGCCCCGGGGAGCCCAGAGCAGCGUGGUUGGGGCUGGUCACUGGCGGCGCGCCCCACCACUUGCUGCUCAGAGCAGAGCCGAGUCCCUCCCUGCCUACAGCCCUGCACUGCUCUGGUCUUCAGCGGGGGCCGGCCAGGCCAGGGCCAGGGGGAGCGAAACUUCAACGUGAGUGAGGAGCGCAGGGGGGACUUAAAGUGACAGUGCGCUCACUGUCUAUCAAACUUCCCCAACAUACACCCACACAGGCUGUCACACCCACAUACACUCUGCCUCUCACAGUCCCACAACACAGAUUGUCUCACACACACACACACACACAAGAGUCUCACACUCCCCAACACACACACUGUCUGUGAAAAGGUUAUGAUUUGCUGAAUAUGUUUAUGCUAUCUGUAUGCAUGUAUCAUUUUUAUAUUUGAAGUAAUGCGUAUUGGCUCUAUACCUGGAUGUCAAAUGUUUGUUCCUAGGGUAAUUCCCACAAGGUAUUUAGCCAGCACAUCUUGAAGGGACUAGUCAAAGUAAGUGGCUCACCAAGGAACACUUAAUUCACACUGGACCAUGGGAGACGCCCAUCUACAUUGAAUGGACUUUCCAUAUGAAAUGUAGGUAAUGGCCCGGAGGUGGGGGGCCAUAGGAGCCAGGGGUGAUGGAGGGAGCACCAUCAUACAAGUUUGCCCAGGGUACCAUUGUCAUAAGGCCGGCCCUUAUUAACCCUCAAUGCACAAACCAGGAAUAGUGCCUGAUAGUAUCCUGAUUCCCACCAUUCCUCUACUAGCUAGCAAAUAGUCAUGUAAGCCACUGUACUGCUGUUACUAUUAAAUAGCUUUAUGUUGUACACAUAAAAGGUAUUAGUUCAAACCCUGCCAUUAGUUCACCUGGCUGUCAGUAUAGCUCAAUAGGAUGGCAGGAUUGUGUUUGUUUUAGACACUAGAAAAUGACUUACAAAAAGCUACAUUAGAAGAAUAUUAAGGUUGCAAAGUCAAGCACUCAAAUUAAAAAAUACUAGUAGGAAAGAUUGCCCAUGUAAUCACAAAUCUGCACCUCAGGCAUAGGUUUUUAAUGAUGCCGUUUUUAAUUGCAUCAUCACCUACAAUUUAGUCUAUGGGACCCCUGCCUCAGUCAAUGCUCAGGGUAGACACUACAUGAGGUGAUGAGUGGCAAGAAAAAAAUUGUUGUCUUGUAUUGAAGGCCUGAGGCUGAAGCGAGACAGAUUCUAUUUCAGACUCUGUCACAGACUUCCUGUGGUUUAUUGUGUGUUUACGGAAGUGUGUGUGGGAAGGGCAGGAGUGGACAAUCUCUGUUUGGGCAUUUUCUAUCUUUUCAGUGCUGGAUUCUGCAACUUUAAUGUCACUUCUACAGAGUAUAACUCCAGUGUCAUUCAGCUCUUGCAUGUAUCUAGCAGCCAUGGUACUCAUGUAUGUUUGUCACUGUUACAUUAAUGUUAGGAUUUUCUUUUAUAGCAUUCCUAUGUCUGUGUUAGGAGUAAUACAAGUAAAAUAACAGAGAGAAAUAUUA